This is a messenger RNA of Cyprinus carpio (common carp), 2758 nucleotides long. RefSeq lists its product as uncharacterized. NCBI's taxonomy places the organism in Eukaryota, Metazoa, Chordata, Actinopteri, Cypriniformes, Cyprinidae. The record is from RefSeq and is a predicted model, not a curated record. The coding region runs from base 183 to 1277 and encodes 364 amino acids. The transcript has 6 exons.
CAGAAUCAGACACUCGGGACAAUAUAAACUCACCAUCUCUAGAGAAAAGAUCAAGACAAAAGACAUUUAGUGUUGCUGUCAUUAGCGUGGCUGAUGAGACGGAUGGAGUGAAGUCAGUGUCUGUGUCGGAGGGAGAUCCUGUCACUCUAUGCAUUGAUGCUGAAAUUCACAAAGAUGCUCUGAUGCUCUGGAGGUUUGGAGAUCAAGGAAUCCUCCUCGCUAGAAUCGAUACUGAAUCUAGUGACGUCUCAUUAAACGAUGCUGAUGAUAGGUUCAGAGGUCUUCUGCAGCUGAAUCAGAACGGCUCUCUGACUAUCAAGAAGAGCAGAAGUGAACACGCUGGACUUUAUGAGCUGCAGAUCAGAGGCCGUGAGAGCGCCACAGCGAUUCCUUCUUUCAGUCAAUGCUGUCCAAGAUCCAGGUCUUUCUUCAGGUGCUGCAGCAGGAGUUGUGUUUUUGUUGUUUUAGUUUCAGUUUUGCUGCUUGUGGCUGCAGCUUUGGCUCUCAUUUACUAUCGCCACAAGAUCUCUAAAUUAACAAAGCAAAUGGCUGUGGCAGGCGAAGAGAAGGAAGAGACAGUGAUGGAGGGAGAUUCUCCAACUCUACGCACUGGUCUUACUGAAAUAAAUGCUAAUGAUAUGAUAGAGUGGUGCUAUGAAGCUAAAGACAAUUGCAUUGCUCAAAUCAAUGGAGAGACCAGAAGAACAUCUUUAUCUGAGGGUGCUGAUGGGAGAUUCAGGAGUAAACUGAUGCUGGAUAAUAUAACUGGAGAUCUCACUAUCAGCAAUGUCAUAACCAUUCACUCAGGACUCCAUAAACUAAACAUAAUCAGCAACAGCAGAAAAACCAAACACAUGAGAUUCAUUCUUACUGUCAGUGUGAAGUCCGUGUCAGUGAAGGAGGGAGCUUCUGUCCUUCUCCAGACUGCUGCUGAGAUUCAGAUGGAGGAUCUCAUACUGUGGACGUUUGGAGCUCAAAACAGUCUCGUCGUGAAAAGUGAUUCAGGAAAGACGAGUACUGGAAAGCAAUUUAUAGACCGACUGGAUCUGAACAUGACGACUGGAUCACUGACCAUCAGAAACAUAAGAACCACCGACUCUGGACAUUUUAAACUGCAAAUCAUCAACAACGAACAGACCACAAUCAGAAGAUUCAAUGUGACUGUCACUGACUCCACAUCUGAAGGAGCGAGUGAAGAAACGACUGUCGUGACGCCGCUGUUGAACGGAGAAGUCACUGAUGGAGGGAACGAGUGGCAGGCGACGAGUCCAGUUUGAUGAGACAAGACACGCCCACAGCUGGGACAUCAUCGGCAGUCCCGCUCAGCCGCAUGAAAGAGCUUGGAAAGAGGUUCUAGUGAAUUAUUGCGUGAUUACAAACAUUUAACCCACUUGGAAAAAUCAACCCAUGGCAACAGCUCAAAAGUAGCCCAAUUCUGUAGAAUAAAACGCAGACUUGGCAACCCUGCAUCCAAGAAGAACUGCAGGAGUCAGAUUUAACUGAUCUCAGGUCGAAAGUAAGGAGAGAUGACUGACAAGACCACGCUGGAGUAUUUGCUGCUCAACAGAUCCUGAGCUCACUGACAAAUAUCUAAUCUUAUAAAAUGUGCUCCGUUUACACAGAUUGCAUGUGACCGAGAAAAGUAAAUAGCUAGCAAACGCUCAUUUACAAAUAUUUAAAUACACCGCAUACUCCUUGAUGCACCAGAAUUAUAAACAAUCUUAGACUGUUUAAUGGAGUGGACACGGAAAUCUCGGAGAGAAACACGUGUCGCGGGAGCAGACGGGAAUGGUCAGAGAUUCAGCGGGAGCGGGAUUCAGAAACAGACGAAUCCCAGACAUUUCUGGCGAUUAAGAAAUCCCGACCGGAAGCAUUUUUGUAGGUCCACAAAGAGGACAUGUCCAGGAAAAGAGGACUUAUGGUCACCCUGGUUUUAGGGCACCAUUUUUUCCAUAGUAGGAUAAAAAUACUGUAGAAGUCAGUGGUGCCCGAGAACUGUUCUGUUUCCCACACGCUUCAAAAAUAUCAUCCUUUGUGUUCAGCAGAAGAAAUGCAUUUAUACAGGUUUGAAACAAUAUGUUGUUUUCAUUUUUGGGUGAACUAUCUCUUUAAGUUGAUUCCACAAUCCUGCAGCCUCUUAUCAGCCUUACCUCUAUUUUGAGGAAUUAUCAGCGUUAAAGCAGAAACAAUCACUUUAUUUUUUCUCCCUUAAUCUUUUUCCUCUUUUUUUAUUGCCCUAUCGUCCUCCACUCUUGUUGUUAAACUGUGUGCGCUCACACUCCAGACCAGUGGGUGACGGAAACGCGCUUUUUAUUUUCCCCAAAACUGUCAAACCCACGAGAAGAAGAAGAAGCGCGCUUUGAACUGCUGUUUCAAAACAAGAUUUGAGACGUUUUCAAAGCAUCAGGAAUCCUUUAGAAGUGCAAAAGUGCAUUCAGAGCAGCAGGAGGAACAGAAGCCUGUGAAGACAGAGUUUAGUGAAGAUCACAGUGAGAACAAGAGAGAAGAUCCCUCACUUGAAUGCUCACUUGAAUUUAAAUAAGAAACACUGUAAACAAGAUAUGUGAUAGUGGUUAUUAUUAUAUUCUAACUAUUAAUAAAUAUAUAUUAUCAAUAUAUAUUGAAGAUAUCAUUCCAUAAUCCGGUGAUUAUGCAGUAGACUGAUUCCAGGUUGUUCGUUAUAUUCACAGAAGUAUGAAACCAAAAAAGCACAUGCUUUUGAAAUUAAAAACCAAUAAAUUAAUUAAUUUAAAAUAAA